Anguilla rostrata (American eel) is the source of this 1991-nucleotide messenger RNA. RefSeq names its product phosphoglucomutase 1 (gene pgm1). Bases 107 to 1807 code for a protein of 566 amino acids. Lineage: Eukaryota; Metazoa; Chordata; Actinopteri; Anguilliformes; Anguillidae. Gene Ontology annotation, molecular function: phosphoglucomutase activity; magnesium ion binding. Gene Ontology annotation, biological process: carbohydrate metabolic process. The record is from RefSeq and is a predicted model, not a curated record. The transcript is spliced from 11 exons. Gene Ontology annotation, cellular component: cytosol.
UCACAUGAACCCUGAAUAUCGAAUCGACCAUUAGCGCUCCUGUAUUGCUCCUCCUCUGCCCAGUGAUUCUAAUCGACCUCAGCUUUUUCAUGAAUUUCACACAACAAUGGAUGACAGUCCUUUGCCGGUGUUGACUCUGGUGACCGUUCCGUACCCCGACCAGAAGCCAGGAACGAGUGGACUGAGGAAGAAAGUUCAUGUUUUUGAGACCAAGCAGGAUUACCUGCAGAAUUUUGUCCAGAGCAUAUUCGCCUCCAUUGAUCUCAGGGACCGCCAGGGCUCCACUCUGGCUGUGGGAGGAGAUGGCCGCUAUUUCAAUAAAACUGCUAUAGAAGUUAUUGUGCAAAUGGCAGCUGCAAAUGGGAUAGGCCGCCUGGUGAUUGGUCAGAAUGGGAUCAUGUCCACCCCCGCUGUGUCCUGCGUAAUCAGGAAGAUCAAAGCCAUCGGGGGCAUCAUCCUCACUGCCAGCCACAACCCCGGUGGACCCAAUGGAGACUUCGGAAUUAAGUUCAACAUUGCCAGUGGAGGUCCAGCCCCUGAAGCCAUCACCGACAAAAUAUUCCAGAUCAGUAAGAGUAUCGAAGAGUAUGCCAUCUGCCCUGACCUCAAAGUGGAUCUGUCCACCAUUGGCAAGCAGACCUUUGACCUGGAGAACAAAUUCAAGCCUUUCACUGUGGAAAUUGUGGACUCCGUGGAAUCCUACGCCAACAUGCUGAGGAACAUCUUUGAUUUUGCUGCACUGAAGGAGCUGCUGUCUGGCCCCAAUCACAUCAAGGUUCGCUUAGACGCCAUGCACGGAGUUGUGGGGCCCUACGUGAAGAAGAUUGUGUGUGAGGAGUUAGGAGCUCCUGCCAACGCUGCCGUUAACUGUGUCCCCCUGGAGGACUUUGGGGGUCACCACCCCGACCCUAACCUGACCUACGCCGCUGACCUGGUGGAGGCCAUGAAGGGUGGGGAGUAUGACUUUGGAGCUGCCUUUGAUGGUGACGGGGAUCGCAACAUGGUCCUGGGGAAGCACGGCUUCUUCGUCAACCCCUCGGACUCCGUGGCCGUCAUCGCGGCCAACAUCUUCAGCAUCCCGUACUUCCAGCAGACGGGCGUCAAGGGCUUCGCCCGCAGCAUGCCCACCAGCGGAGCUCUGGACAGUGUGGCUAAAUCCACUAAGAUACAGCUGUAUGAGACACCAACUGGGUGGAAGUUCUUUGGGAACUUGAUGGAUGCAGGCAAGCUUUCCCUGUGUGGAGAGGAGAGCUUUGGCACUGGUUCCGAUCACAUCCGUGAGAAGGAUGGCCUUUGGGCAGUGCUGGCCUGGCUGUCAAUCCUGGCAACCAGGAAGCAGAGUGUGGAAGAGAUCAUGAAAGACCACUGGCAGAAAUUUGGCAGGAACUUCUUCACUAGGUAUGACUAUGAGGAGGUGGACUCUGAUUCUGCUAACAAGAUGAUAAAGGACCUAGAGAAGGUGAUGUUUGACAAGGCUUUCAUCGGGCAGAAUUUUUCAGCUGGGGACAAGACCUACCAGGUGGAGAAAGCUGACAACUUUGAGUACAGCGACCCAGUGGAUGGGAGUGUUUCGAAGAACCAGGGCCUGAGAAUCAUUUUCACAGAUGGGUCUCGCAUCAUUUUCCGCCUCAGUGGGACAGGCAGCGCCGGAGCAACUAUCAGGCUGUACAUAGACAGCUAUGAGAAGGACCCCCAGAAAAUAUACCAGGACCCACAGGUCAUGCUAGCUCCUCUGGUGACCAUCGGUCUGAAGAUCUCACAGCUCCACGAGAAGACCGGUCGUACCGGCCCCACUGUGAUCACAUGAUCUCCCUGCCCUACCUCGAGCGCUGGGCCCCACCCACGAAACACCCAAGCACCGUCUCGCCAGCCUCUGCCUUUCACUGAUCUAGUCAUCCCCCAAAUUCCCUCACAUCAUUGUACAUAAAAUCCAAAAAGAGGGAGUGAAACUAACAUACAGCAUUAAUAAAUGUUACGCCACAGAAUCACAA